AGGACUUUGAGGUUCUAACAGGUUGGGCCUAUUUGGAGCUACCUCUUCCUCUUCCUCACUUUUCUCAUCUUUUUCUUCCUCUUUCUUCAUCAACUGUUAUUCAAAACCCUUCACUUUCAUCUUCCUAUUAAUGCUUCAUUCCACAUCCUUCCAAAAUUCUCCAAUCUUCUUCUUCUCUCUCUAAUCUUCUUUCUAAAAGGACUCGCCGGGAAUUCAUCUCCGGCAUCAUCGGCGGCGGUCAUGGCCAACCAGUUCUCCAGCUCCGUCGAUUUCGGACUCAGGCUCUCCAGGCGAAUAUACUACGGCCAAGGUCCGGCGCCGGCACCGGCGAUGUCGAGAUCGCCGGAGGAAUACCUACCGACGGCGCCGAUGUGCUACGCCGUGAUAUCGGAUCCGGAUAUGGUGGAUAACCCGGACAUCCGGAGCUACCAACCGUACGUGCACGGGAAGUGUGACCCGCCGGCGCUAAUACCGCUGCAGCUUCUAGGAGUCACCAUGGAGGUCGAUUGUAGCUUGGACACGGCGUUUGUAACCGUCAAUGCACGGUGGCGCGUGCAUUGCGUGUUGGGAAGUAGCACAUGCGAUUGCCGCCUCGCGAUACCGAUGGGAGAGCAGGGUUCACUUCUAGGUGUUGAGGUUGAUAACUUUGGAAGAUCAUAUCAUACUGAAUUGAUUUCUCGGAAUGAUGAAAAUGAUAAGGAGAAAGUGGCCAAAGCCAAAGAUGGAUACUUCUUGAAAAGCCAAAUAUACAUUAUUGACAUCCCACAGUUUAGUGGAGGCUCGAUCUUCUCAAUUAAGAUCAAAUGGUCUCAGGAGAUAUUAUUCAAUGAAGGCCAGUUCUCUCUUAAUAUUCCUUUUAACUUCCCUUCAUACGUUAACCCUAUUGGAAUAAAAUCUCCUAAGAAAGAGAGAAUAUUAUUGAAAGUGAAUUCUGGUGCUGCAAGAGAAGUGUCAUGCAAUACCUCCAGUCACCCUCUUAAGGUACUAAUGCGCCAAGCUGGCAAAUUAAGUUUAUCAUAUGAGGCAGAAGUGCAAGCUUGGUCAAGUAUAGACUUUAGUCUUUCUUACAUUGUUUCUUUAACGGAUAUAGUUGGUGGUGUUCUCUUGCAAUCUCCUUUCUUGCGUGAUUUCGACGAACGGGAGAUAUUUUGCUUGUAUCUUUACCCGGGAAAAAGCCAGGAUAGAAAGGUUUUUAGAAAGAAUGUGGUGUUUAUAGUAGAUAUAAGUGGAAGCAUGAAGGGAAGUCCUCUUGAAAGCACAAAGAAUGCAUUAAUAGCAUCCCUUUCCCAUCUAGAUGCACAAGAUACAUUUAACAUAAUAGCUUUCAAUGGGGAGUUCUAUUCAUUUUCUGGAUUGAUGGAACCGGCUACGGUGGAAAAACUUUUGAGUGCUACCAAGUGGGUUGAAGCUACUUUUAUUGCAAAUGGUGGUACCAACAUCUUGAAUCCCUUAACUCAGGCAAUGAAGCUGUUUCAGAAUUCAACUGCUUCAGAUUCAAUCCCUCUAAUUUUUCUUGUUACUGAUGGGACUGUUGAGAAUGAGAGACAGAUAUGCAAUUUUGUGAAAAGCUGCCUCACAAAUGGGCAACCGGUUCGCACACCGCGCUUAUGUACUCUUGGCAUAGGUUUACAUUGUAAUCACUACUUCCUGCAAAUGCUAGCACAGAUUGGGAGGGGCCACUAUGAUGCUGCUUUUGAUUUAGAUUCCAUUUCCUUUAGAAUGCAAAGGUUGUUUAGAACUGCUUCAUCAGUCAUUGUUUCAGAUAUAACCCUUGGAGGUCUAGGUCUUGAUUCAGUAGAGUUAUUUCCACCUUAUAUUCCAGACCUAUCAUUAGAAAGUCCGUUAAUGAUAUCAGGCAGAUGCAAUGGAACCUUUCCGGAAUCAGUUAAAGUGACUGGUACUUUGGCAGAUAUGACUAAGUUUGAAGUGGACCUUGAAGUGCAAAGAGAAAAAGAUAUUCAACUCACGAAUAUCCUUGCAAAGAGACACAUGGACCUUGUCACUUCUCAAGCAUGGUUAUUAGAAAGUGCAGAGUUGGUGGAAAAGGUCUCGAAGAUGAGCAUCCAACAUAAAAUCCCGUCAGAGUAUACCUGCAUGGUGCUUGUGGAGAACAGUGAUGGGAAGAAGGCACCUGAACCAAUGCUAAUUAAGAGGGCAUACAGUAAACUUAGCAGACAGAGAUUGGAACGCAACACUCAGAAGUUAUUCCUCGGAGGCAUGAGUCUCGGGUUUGGUGACCUGAAAGCAACGGCAAAUAACGUUCCGCCGGCAAUCAAAGAAGCAAAACCUUCUGAAGGGCUUCUAGAGAAGGCUACCUCAACUUGCUGUGGCCGAUUCGCUGACAACUGUUGUGGCAUGUGUCUGCUCCAAACAUGUCGCUUUGCGAAUGACCAAUGCACCAUUGUCUGCACCCAACUCUGUGCAGCCCUCGCUUGUUUCGAGUUAAUCAAUUGCUGUAUUGAGCUUUGUGACUGUGACUGCCUCUAGUAAAAUCACAUGAUAUCUGUCAAGAUAUGAAAAUCUGUUUAGUAGGACAAAUUGUUAGCAAUGUAUAUAAGCUUUGCUGAAAAUCAUAUGCAGCUUAUACGUCUAUUACUUUAGUUGCUUGUUUAUAGUGAUAAAGACAAAUGAUAUAGAUAAAACUAGUUUAUUGUAAUGUUGGAAAGUUUGGUCUCCUUGUUCAAGUUAAUGUGGAGAGCAAAGAGUAAGGAGUUCGUUGAAUACUGUGGUAUUGUAUGGAUCUUCUGCAUGUGAAUGCAUGGGGCCUUGGGGGCCAUAAGUGAAGGAUAAUAAAUGAAUUAUCGUUUCAUGAUAAGGUUAAAUGUAAAUUGAGUUGAUAAAGUAAGUAUAUGAUAUAAUUAGGAUAA
Messenger RNA from Arachis stenosperma, 2867 nucleotides. RefSeq lists its product as uncharacterized. The transcript has 13 exons. Bases 241 to 2487 code for a protein of 748 amino acids. The record is from RefSeq and is a predicted model, not a curated record. NCBI's taxonomy places the organism in Eukaryota, Viridiplantae, Streptophyta, Magnoliopsida, Fabales, Fabaceae.